Messenger RNA from Pyrenophora tritici-repentis Pt-1C-BFP, 2092 nucleotides. RefSeq names its product LldD, L-lactate dehydrogenase (FMN-dependent) and related alpha-hydroxy acid dehydrogenase. Lineage: Eukaryota; Fungi; Ascomycota; Dothideomycetes; Pleosporales; Pleosporaceae. Gene Ontology annotation, molecular function: FMN binding; oxidoreductase activity. The record is from RefSeq and is a predicted model, not a curated record.
AUGGCAGACACCAAACCACUACCCACAAAAACCGACUCUGGCACAACAUACCAAGAGCCCAAUCCAGAAUCCCACGUAGCCUACCAACGAGAAAUCUACGGCGCCCUCCACCCCCCCAAAUACUCGACCAAACCUGCACAAUGGGAAGCAGCUGCACGCGCCGCAGUCCCCUUACCAAACUUCCUCUAUGUCUCCGGCUCCGCCAGCAGCGAAUCAACCUACACAGCCAACCUCUCCGCCUUCUCGCGGUACCGGCUGCGACCCUGGAUGCUCGUGCAAGCCACCCGCCGCGACAUGUCAGUCACGCUCUUCGGGCAAAAAUACCCCAGCCCCUUGCUCGUCGCCCCCAUCGGCGUGCAAGAGAUCCUGCACCCGGACGCGGAAGAAGCCACAGCGCGUGCCUGCGCCGCUGUAAAAGUCCCCAUGAUACUCUCCACCGCCGCAACGCGCAGCAUCGAGCAAGUCGCUGCGGCGAACGGACCGGAGGGAGAUCGCUGGUACCAGCUCUACUGGCCGAAACCCCAGGCCGAGGAACUAACCGCUAGUCUACUCUCCCGUGCAAAGACAUCAGGCUACAAAGUGCUGGUUGUCACACUCGACACGUUUAUGAUAGGGUGGCGGCCUAGCGAUCUAGACGAAGCGUACAUCCCGUUUCUCUGGGGCCAGGGCUGCCAAGUCGCCUUCUCAGACCCCGUGUUCAACCGCAUGUUUGCGGAGCAGGAGGCGCGCGACGCGGAGCGCCCUGCGGCGGAGAAGGUGGCGGAGAUAUGGCAGAUUCUCAAGAGGCCCGGUAGUCUGGCUGGUGCGGCCAAAGUGCUGACGCACGCAAAGGUUAUGAAGAAGGCCAUGUUUUUUACCAGUGUGUUGGCGAGUGGGAGUUAUCGCGAUUGGGGCGAUUUACAAGUGCUGAGGAAGUACUGGGAUGGUCCGAUUGUGCUAAAGGGUAUUCAGACGCUCGAGGAUGCGCAGAGAGCGGUCGAGUGCGGUAUGGAUGGUAUUGUUGUUUCCAACCACGGUGGCAGACAACUCGACGGCGCUAUUGCAUCGUUGGACGCACUUGCCGAAAUCGGUGCUGACGACUGCAUCAAGAGUUCUGGACUUAGCAUCUUGUUCGACUCGGGCAUUAGGACGGGGUCGGAUGUGCUCAAGGCGCUGGCCCUGGGCGCCAAGGCAGUGUUGGUCGGACGGCCGUAUGCCUAUGGUCUUGCCAUGGGUGGCGAGGAGGGUGUCAAACACGUACUCAAUUGUAUGCUUGCUGAUACUGAUAAUUCGCUGGCAAAUCUGGGUAAAAGGAAUCUGGGCGAGAUUACUAGGGAGGAUUUGAGGGUUAUGCAGCAGCCUGCUAAGCUGUAGAGAUAGUCUCUGAUGGCGGUGGGUGGGUUUUUUUAUACUCGCAGGCUUUGAAAAAGCCAUGAUAUUUCCAUUUCAUCAUCUUUUCUUUCUACAAAUACAUGUUGUAUGAAAAACUACAGAUGGAACCUACUAUACACAUAUGAAAACAAUGAGGAAAUGAGAAAUGAAAGAAAAAAUCUGUUGUCUUCUUUACUUAAGACCAACAUCCGCAAAAUCGAUACUAAAAACUACAAUUACGUUUGUUUGUAGGUGAUUAGUACUGAGAAAAGGAGAGCGGUCGACACCCCCUUUUUAAGAAAAGAAGAAAACGCCGUUGUUUGUUAGAUUCACUCAGUGAUGAGCCUUGCUCCGGUAUCGUCAAACGCCACAAAAGAAAAAAAAUCCCCUUCACCCCUCAAACGCCGAUGGUUCGUUGUCGGCUUUGGUUGCCCCAGAUCCCUUUACCCCGUUUACGCCCGCUCCCAACCGCACUUGCUAUCUAUCGUAAUUAUUCGAUCGUCAGGUUUUCCGUCGACUCGACAAAGGCGUCAGUGCCAGACUCGGAGUCAUCUGCACGAGUGUCUCUCAAGCUACCGCUACCUCUUCUGCUGCGAGAGGAGCCUUGUGUGACGGCGGGUGAUUCAGCGUCUGAGAAGUUGCCUACGCUGCUCUCGCGGACCCGUUGCGCGACGCUAGCUGCAAUCUUCUCGUCUAGCAUGUUGACUAGCCGCUCCGAGUACUGAUCUAGUAGCUUAAUCAU